This is a messenger RNA of Pseudopodoces humilis (Tibetan ground-tit), 801 nucleotides long. The record is from RefSeq and is a predicted model, not a curated record. NCBI's taxonomy places the organism in Eukaryota, Metazoa, Chordata, Aves, Passeriformes, Paridae.
AUGAGAGGUUCGACCUCCUGCCUAACUCUAAUAAGUGCUUUCUGCUGCAUCGGUGUGCGUUGUUUCCCUCCUGCUCCCGGACAGUCUCGGCCCCUCCUCACCUGCCCUGGACUCCGUCGGCCCCACGGCCGGAGGCGGAGCCGCCACCCGCACCCAGCUCCCUCACUGCGCCCCUCGGGGCCUGCCGCGCCCUCCCGGCGGCGCCUGGAGCCUACCCCUGCCCAGGGCUCGCCUCCCGUGAGUUCCCUCUCCCCUUUAGGUCGCCGCGGCGCUAUUCCUCUCCCUCCUCCUGGCGGAGGCGCGGGUCCGAGGGCCGGUGGCGGCAGCAGCAGGGGACGCAGCCAGCCGGGCCCCGGGUCCGCCGCCGCUCCCUCGCGGGAGGGCAGGGCCGGUGCGCUCCCGCCGCGCCGAGCAGCGUUCCGGGAGAGGCUUCUUGGCGGCCGAGGGCUUUGUUCGGCUGCGGGCUCUCUGAGAGCUCAGCAGCGGCCUCUCGGCGCUCCGCUCCCUUUCCCUCCCUUCCCUUUCCCUCCCCUCGGGAAAGGGGCCCCCUGCCCUCCCGCGGCCGCGGGACCCGCAGCGCCCCACGCGCCGCGCCAGCCCCCGGCACGAGCGCGCUCCCCUCAGCGCUUCCCGCCCUCAGCCCGCGCUGCGCCGGCCCGGCGCUGUCCCCACAGCCGCCAGGGAGCCCGGCCAGGCCAGGAGAGGGACCCGCACAUUGCCGACCACCGGUGCUUGUCGCCUCUCCCUCACGUUUGUGGUUUCACCUGCCUGGGGUCGAAUCUGCCCUCCUCACCUCUAUAG